Rhincodon typus (whale shark) is the source of this 1200-nucleotide messenger RNA. Its product is annotated as importin-4-like. Gene Ontology annotation, molecular function: nuclear import signal receptor activity. Gene Ontology annotation, cellular component: nucleus; cytoplasm. Gene Ontology annotation, biological process: protein import into nucleus. The record is from RefSeq and is a predicted model, not a curated record. NCBI's taxonomy places the organism in Eukaryota, Metazoa, Chordata, Chondrichthyes, Orectolobiformes, Rhincodontidae. The annotation marks the transcript as partial. The transcript is spliced from 7 exons.
UUGGCCUGCUGUGUUCAUCCAGCUCUACACCUUGUUAUCUCAGGUUCUCCAGCAUCAGCAGCUCCUACUAUCCAAGAAAACCCAUGGCCAGUUUCAGUAACUUGUUGCAAUGUCACAAAAUACCCCACGGCCGACAGUCAUAAAAGGAAGCCAAGCUGCACGGUGGCUGAGAAAUCGUUUGCCAUUGGGUCGAUCGCGGAGACGGUACAGGCGAUGGGGCCAGCGACAGUACAGUUUGUUCCCCGGCUGCUGCCAAUGUUGCAGGCUGGUGCACGGGACACAGAUGACGAGGUGCGCAGCAAUUCUGUCUUCGGCAUUGGCGUUCUCGCCGAGCAAGGGAAAGAAGCCAUCUUCGACCACUACCCGUCCCUUCUGAACAUUCUGUCAUCUAUCAUAGCCCGAGAGCAAAAUCGGCGUGUGGUGGACAACGUGUGUGGGGCUGUUUCCCGUAUGAUGAUGACGAAUCUCGCUGGAGUCCCUGUGGAACAGGUAUUUCCUGUCCUGGUGCGGUCACUCCCGCUGAAAGAGGAUCUAGAAGAAAAUAUAACAGUGAUGAACUGCAUCACUUUCUUGUACAAGAACAAUCCCAAUCAGGUCAUUCAACAUUUGCAACACUUGUUGGCUGUUUUUGGUGAAGUGAUUGGAACAGAUCAGCUUAAAGAAGAAAGCCAGAAUGCCUUGGUGAUGUUAUUAAAGGAUAUCCCACAGCGAUUCCCCCAGGAAUUUCAGACGGCCCUGAUGGCGAUUCCUCAGGAAGCUGCCAAGAAAAUCUCAGCAGUCGUGUCCUCCUGAGUUCUCUCUGUUGCGAUUGGCUUCAGGAACGAGCUUGCCCACUUUAUUUCUCUUCAAUCAGUCAGACACAUUACAAUGCCAGCGGAAAAACCCACUGUCUUGGGCAGUGAUAGAGAGUUUGGAGUUCCCUGAUCACCUCUCCACAUGGAACGUAUGAAACAAAAUGGUUAAUGCUCCUUACGAGGAGUUUUUGAACAGAAGUUUGGCGGUUCUGAGGAGCAUGUUGCCACAGUUUCUUGGUUUGUGUUUAUUUCACCCCUGGUGCUAACGAGGGGCAAAUUCUUGUGUUUUCCUGCCAAGGAAGGGAGUGGGGGGAGAAGUGUUUCAAGACUGAUUUUGUGGAAUGAAUUUUUUUUUUGUGGUUGUGAAAAUAUUCUUUGGUUGAAUUAAUAAAAGCCCACAAAAGAA